Aspergillus novofumigatus IBT 16806 is the source of this 1047-nucleotide messenger RNA. RefSeq lists its product as uncharacterized. NCBI's taxonomy places the organism in Eukaryota, Fungi, Ascomycota, Eurotiomycetes, Eurotiales, Aspergillaceae. The record is from RefSeq and is a predicted model, not a curated record. Bases 1 to 1047 code for a protein of 348 amino acids. The transcript has 3 exons.
AUGGCUUCUGCUGUUGACCUGGCGCAGGAACGCGUUUCUUUAAGAGACAAGUACAUGCGAACAGCACGAUCCAUUGUCCAAGCUCUUGAGGCGCAGUCCAAGCCUGCCUAUACGCACACCGAACUCACCCAACUUCGAGUUUCCCUUCAAUCUUUCAAUCCGGAGGACCAAACAUUCAUCGAUUCUGAAGCCUGUCUCUUCGAGCCUCUAACCCGGGAGGAGCUUGAAGAGUACACAGUCGACAAAAAGGACCUUGCCGAGGCCGAUCUCCACCACUUCUGCAAAUUUAAGGAGACUUUUAAUGAAUUCGGACCUUACGAGGUAUCGGAAGACUGCCGCAUGUGGGAAAGAGCUUGUCAAAUUCGGGAGUACAUUGAUAUCGUCCAAUCCUACUACGAGAAGAAGGGGGAUAAGAAGGUGUGGGGUGAAGAUACCUUCUCGAUGGAAUACCUCUCGCACUGGCAUAACAUCAAGGCUGAGGAUUCUUUCCAUGAUGGACCACAAGGAAUGUUGUACGGUCUUCGAAUGGGACAUUCGAAGCCUAGCGAUCUUCCGAGAUGGAAUGCUCAGUCCAUCUGCCAAUGGCGAGACGACUUUGAGGAUCCGAAGACGACUCGCGCUCAUAUCAAGCUUGUGACUUGCACUGGGGCGGAGGCUAAAGAAGAUGAACUGCUUCAUGGCGAGCUGGGGCCUAUCGCAAAUGCAAUCCAGUGCCGUCUCGACCAACAAGAGUUCGAGCAGACCUCGCUGUUCCCGGUGCUCGUUAUUUCGCUCUUUGGGCCAAGGCAUGGCCGUCUCCUGCAGGCUAAAUUCGACAAUUCCCGUACCUUGAACAUCCGAUCGUCGCCGAUUUACAAUUUUGUGGAUAACGAUGAGAAGAUGGAGCUUUUCGUCCGUGACUAUAAUUGUAGACCCCGAGAUGGCGAAGAGUUCGAACCUGUUUUUGUCGAUGUGGAUUCUCCAGCUCCUCAUAGUCAGCGUCAUGCCUCGUCCCCAAAUCUAAUAAGGAAAACCUCAAUGGCAAUCAGAAAUGAUGUCAGGUGCUAG